GUGAAGUCGUCGCAGGAAGCUCAGCUGGCGCGACGAUGGAGACAAAGCUGAUAAAUGAUACUAAGCGGCCCUCACCCUGGAGGCAUCUUGUAGCGGGCGGUCUGGGCGGUAUGACAGGUGCUAUUAUAACAUCACCAUUCGACGUUGUAAAGACUAGAUUACAGUCUGAUAUCUAUCACAAGUCGAUAGCAGCCAAACAUAAUCAAUCUAAUAUUAAAGGUCUAAGAGGAACACUCUACCAUUUCGUAGAGACAGUGCAUAUGAUGAGGGAUAUAUACGUCAAAGAAUCACCCCGUGCACUCUUCAGAGGCUUAGGUCCUACUCUUUUUGGUGUUAUACCGGCGAGAUCAAUCAAUUUCUUCACCUACGGAAAUCUCAAGUCUAUUAUUGCCGGAAAAUCUCGAGAAGAUUGGUCAACCCACCUCCUAGCAGCUGCUUGUGCAGGGAUUGUUACUGCAACUGCUACCAACCCAAUAUGGGUGAUAAAAACGCGGCUACAAUUAUCACCUGAAUUGUCAGUCUCGUCAAAAUCUGCGAAAGUUUCUGCAUCGCGGAAGGUUAUUGGUGAUUUAAUUAAGAACGAGGGUAUUAGAGGUCUGUAUAGAGGUCUCUCAGCAUCCUAUUUGGGAGUCACUGAGAGUACGCUUCAGUGGAUACUAUAUGAGCAACUAAAAGAUUUUACGAAAGAUUCCAAGCUUUCUUCGAUGUCGACAAUGGUCUCAGCUGGUCUAGCAAAGUCUACUGCAACCGUAAUAACUUAUCCACACGAAGUUAUACGUACUCGGAUGAGACAGGCAGUGCCUGUGGGUGAAAAGCCACGCUACACGUCUCUGAUACGUACUCUCAAACUCGUUUUGGCAGAAGAGGGUGUCUCUGCACUCUAUGGUGGCUUAUCAGCCCAUCUGAUGCGGGUUGUGCCAAACGCGGCUGCAAUGUUCCUUAUUUAUGAAUUCGUAACUUAUAGAUUGUAGAAUAAUAGUCAAAUGAAGAAAGAAAUCUAACAUCACAUUAGAAAUACUCACUA
Wallemia mellicola CBS 633.66 is the source of this 1024-nucleotide messenger RNA. Its product is annotated as mitochondrial carrier. The record is from RefSeq and is a predicted model, not a curated record. Gene Ontology annotation, biological process: pyrimidine nucleotide import into mitochondrion. Bases 36 to 971 code for a protein of 311 amino acids. The transcript has 3 exons. Gene Ontology annotation, molecular function: pyrimidine nucleotide transmembrane transporter activity. Gene Ontology annotation, cellular component: mitochondrion. NCBI's taxonomy places the organism in Eukaryota, Fungi, Basidiomycota, Wallemiomycetes, Wallemiales, Wallemiaceae.